Messenger RNA from Merops nubicus (carmine bee-eater), 1683 nucleotides. It is a transcript of the gene FAM20B, whose product is annotated as family with sequence similarity 20, member B. Gene Ontology annotation, cellular component: Golgi apparatus. Gene Ontology annotation, molecular function: phosphotransferase activity, alcohol group as acceptor. Gene Ontology annotation, biological process: protein phosphorylation. The record is from RefSeq and is a predicted model, not a curated record. Bases 153 to 1382 code for a protein of 409 amino acids. Lineage: Eukaryota; Metazoa; Chordata; Aves; Coraciiformes; Meropidae. The transcript has 7 exons.
GUACCAGAAGAUGUUUCAGUGGUGAUACCUCUUUCACAACGGAAGUUAUGAACGAAAUUCAUUAACUAACGUCCCCUUCCUCACCCUGAUCUCUGAUAGACUUCCUGUAACACUUGGAAGAAAGGGUCAGGGGAGAAGGGUUGAAGACCACCAUGAAGCUAAAGCAGCGGGUUGUGCUGUUGGCCAUCCUCCUCGUCAUCUUCAUUUUCACAAAAGUUUUCCUCAUCGACAACUUGGACACCUCAGCUGCCAACCGGGAGGACCAGCGCGCCUUUCACCGGAUGAUGGCCAGCCUCCACGUGGAGCUGGAUCCCCGCCUCGACCACACCUUGCAGUCCCCUUGGGAGAUUGCAGCCCAGUGGGUAGUGCCCCGGGAGGUGUAUCCCGAGGAGACGCCCGAGCUGGGGGCUGUUAUGCACGCCAUGACAACAAAGAAAAUAGUAAAAGCUGAUGUGGGAUACAAAGGGACCCAGCUGAAAGCUUUGCUCAUACUUGAAGGAGGACAGAAGGUUGUCUUCAAACCCAAGAGGUAUGCCAGGGAUUAUGUAGUGGAGGGAGAACCAUACGCUGGCUAUGACAGACACAACGCAGAAGUGGCAGCCUUUCACUUGGAUAGAAUUCUGGGUUUCCGAAGAGCUCCACUAGUGGUUGGCAGGUUCGUGAAUCUACGUACAGAGAUCAAGCCUGUAGCCACAGAGCAGCUUCUGGGCACCUUCAUGACUGUGGGUAAUAACACUUGCUUCUAUGGGAAGUGCUACUACUGUCGGGAAACAGAACCAGCUUGUGCAGAUGGGGACAUCAUGGAGGGAUCAGUGACUCUGUGGCUGCCAGAUGUCUGGCCUCUUCAGAAACACCGGCACCCAUGGGGUAGGACUUACCGUGAAGGCAAACUUGCCAGAUGGGAGUAUGAUGAAAGCUACUGUGAUGCUGUGAAGAAGACUUCACCAUAUGACUCGGGUCCUCGUCUCCUUGAUAUCAUUGACACUGCCAUCUUUGACUAUUUGAUUGGGAAUGCUGACCGGCAUCACUAUGAGAGUUUCCAGGAUGAUGAAGGAGCCAGUAUGCUCAUCCUCCUGGAUAAUGCCAAAAGCUUUGGAAACCCCGCCCUGGAUGAAAGAAGCAUCUUGGCUCCUCUUUAUCAGUGCUGCAUCAUCCGGGUUUCCACCUGGAACAGACUCAAUUACCUGAAGAAUGGAGUACUGAAGUCUGCCUUAAAAACUGCUAUGUCGCAUGACCCCAUCUCACCAGUGCUUUCUGACCCUCAUCUGGAUGCCCUAGACCAGCGGCUUCUCAGCAUUCUGGCUACAGUGAAGCAGUGCACGGACCAGUUUGGGCCAGAGGUCGUGCUGGUGGAAGACAGGAUGACUCUGUCUCAUUUGUAAUGGUAGUGGAACACCAAGGAAACUCCUUUUAAAAAAAAAAAAAAAAAAAAAAAAAGUGAUAGAAAAACAGCACAAUCGGUUUGGAAAGGCUGUGGCCAAGAUGGACUGAAAUGAACAGGAAGGCUGCUGAGCCAGAGGAAGGAGGUGACAACUGGCCUCACUGGCUUCUCCCUUGGGCUGAGAGCAGCAGGAGGUGGGGAGCUGGAGCCCUGGGGGGCUCGGUGCCCGCGACGGCGUCGUGGCUGCCGUGGUGUGUCCAUUGCCGGCAGUGGACAUUGCGCUGGGGAAGCGUGGCUCUUGG